GUCAGUUAGUCAGUCAACGAAACACGCGAAUUACAAAAUCGCGGUUGCGUUCGCCCGCGAUUCUGAGAUCUCGCGCAGUUAAACGGCUCUUUCCACGAGUUGGUGUUAUCGACUCUCUUAGCGACAAAGCAACAAUCGAUACUCGCCAGUAGGAAAAAUAUAGAAAGGAAAUCACGAGCGAAUUUCUCGCUGUUUGUCGCGAGCGCGAUCGUGAGUGACGCAACCGGCCGCGACUGUCAAUGAUCACCUUUUCUUCGCGAAUAGGAAGAACAAACGGCGGUUCGUUAGCGGUCGAUAAACAGCAGCCGGUAGUCACUGUGUGCGCGCUAUAAGACGUCCUGGAUCAGCAGAGUGCAUACCAGUAGAUCUGCCACUACCGUCCGCCUCCGUCGAUCUAACGCGCGUCAUCUGUCGAUCGAAUCUGGCCUAUUCAUUUAUUGUUAUUCUAAUGCGUCGCGAAUUAGAAGGCGGCACGAGAAACGCUGUCCGCGAAUUUUGGAAUUGAGCGAUUCGGAGUGAGACUUGCGACAUUCCGGGAGGUUGGAAGCUCCCGUGGGAAGGAAACGACUCAACGAGAAGGAUAUGCGCAAAUACUGAAGGUGUGUUCCUCGUUGAGUCCAAGUGUGUGGAUCAGAGAAGUUAACUAAUGGAAAACGAACUUCACAGUUGGUUGUAGAGGGAAUAAAAGGGCAGAAAUUUAUACAGAGAAUAAUGAGAACAAAGUGGAAAAAUGCACGAGUGUCGGAAAUUUAUUCGCCAAUAAUUUCGAGAGCGUCGCGAACUAAAACGAUCACAGAAGACAGUUUCUAAGAGAGAAGAUGGUCUUACACUUGAGACGAGAAUAUUUGUGACCAAUUGUCGAGUGUGAGAAAUGCUCCAGAUCUUUGCAAAAAACCAAGAGAAUCGAUAAGUACAUCGAGACAGUACAAAUACUGAUCACCUGUUUAUCAGUCUCGUCUACGUCAUUAGAUUGAAGAAUCCUUCGAGUCGUUAGAUUAAAGGGAUCUUCGGAUCAGGUGAGAGCUCGCGAUAGCGCAAUAGUGAAACGUCAGCAGACCGCGCGUCUUCGCGUCAAGGAAGGUCUUGAUAUCGGUCUGAAUAUCGGGUAUCAAAAAAGAAAAAUUAGAACAGGAUCUUUGCAAUUGGCAAAUUGAUUCGUUUAGAAUGUCAACGAUUGGGAUAUCGCACGUGGUCGAUCCAUCUUUUAAGUGAGCCACGUUCAACAUUCGGGACAUUCAGGACAUUCGGGACCGAGAGGUCAGUGCUGUGCAUCAAGAGAGCGGAUCGAGAUGAAUGGAAUGAACGGUAACGUGCCGAAAAUGAGCGACAAAUCGUCGUCGCCCGAUUGCGGAGAAGAUCAGAAGCUGUUGCCGCCGACCACGCCGACGACGCCGAUGAUCCUGCAAGUGACAAAGAAUCCGUACUCGUCUUUCAGGUACAGGAGCCGAUACCGGGCUGGACCAACGCGGAAGCUGCGUCGUCGCGCCGUCUUGAAGAACGGCGACUGCAAUGUACUGCAGUCGCGCAUCUCCAGGCGAUCGCUGCGCUUCCUGCAGGAUAUCUUCACGACGCUGGUAGACACGCAAUGGCGUUGGACGCUGCUGUGCUUCAUCCUGAGCUUCUUCUUGUCCUGGUUAGGCUUCGCGGUGAUCUGGUGGCUGAUUGCCUUCACUCACGGUGACUUCGAGGAAAGUCAUCUGCCGCCCUUCCAAGUGGAGAAUAACUGGACACCCUGCGUUUACAAUAUCUUCAGUUUCACCAGCUGUUUCCUCUUCAGUAUCGAGACCCAGCACACCAUCGGAUACGGCAGUCGCUCUACUACCGAGGAGUGCCCCGAAGCCAUCUUCGUCAUGUGCAUUCAGAGCAUCGCCGGCGUCAUGAUCCAGGCCUUCAUGGUGGGUAUCGUGUUCGCCAAGAUGACACGCCCGAAGCAACGCACCCAGACCCUGUUGUUUUCGCGGAACGCCGUCAUCUGUCAACGAGACGGUGAGCUCUGUCUCAUGUUCCGCGUGGGCGAUAUGCGGAAGAGUCACAUCAUCGGCGCGAGCGUUCGCGCUCAGGUGAUUCGCAACAGAACCACGAAGGAGGGCGAGAUAUUGUCGCAGAACCAACAGGAGCUGGUGGUGGGCACCGACGGCCAGAAUGGCGAUCUAUUUUUCAUCUGGCCGACCACCAUCAUCCAUCGAAUCAACGAGGAGUCACCCUUCUACAACAUGUCGGCCGAAGACAUGCUUACCGAUCGUUUCGAGGUAGUGCUGAUCCUCGAGGGCACCAUCGAGUCCACAGGACAGACCACACAGGCCAGGUCCAGCUACUUGCCACAGGAAAUUCUCUGGGGUCAUCGAUUCGAUCCCAUGGUGAGCUACUCGAAGGAACGACAAGGCUACGAGGUGGAUUACUCGCUGUUCGACAGUACCACUCAGGUCGACACCCCCUUGUGCUCCGGCAAGGAACUCGCCGAAUUCUACAAGGUGCAGGACGAUCUUCGUCACGGAACCGGUGUCCCGAUCGAUGAGGAUCUGAUGGAGCGACAAUGCUGGUGUCAGCCAAUCAAUCAGCGGCGUUUUAAAGUGUCCCUCGCGCCCCUGGAUACUCCAAAGAGUCACGGCAGCAUAGAGGAUGAGCAGAGGUGGCCAAAUGCCGGCAGAGUUCAGCCAAGUUUGAACAAUAUUCCGCAUGGACCUCAAAUGGAAAAUGUUGAAUCGCCGAGGGUGUUUGACUUUGACCCCAACGCCAUUCAAGUGAUGGACGAUAUGGAAUUUGAACAUUUACCAGAAGCAGUGAACCAAGAGAUCCUGAAAAACAGUCAAGAGAUCGUCUUCGAAGAUGAGGAAGGAGUUUCACGGAGAGGCCCGAUAAAACUGUACGAAGAAAGAAGCAAAACUCUUAGAAGUAGCCGGAAGAUUAUCCUUGAAGAAGAGAGAGAAAACAUACAGGGACCCCUGGAAAGGAACAGAUUAAACGUAAGAAAUACUUCCAAGAUUUACAAGGAAGAGAAAUUACCUCUCAUGAAAGUGGAAGAAAAUCAUGAGGACGUGAGGAAUAUUUUACAAAUACCCGGUAGAAGAUGCAAAAUAAAGAACAACAAGAAUCACAAAAUGUAUCUUGAAAGAGAAUUAAGGAUACAGGAUCAGAGAUGUCACGUUGUACCAGUAAAUCAAGAUCAGAAAACAGAUAUCUUUUUGAACGAGGAGCAAAAAUCUUUAAGAAAACUUAACAGAAAUCGCAGAGAUGAAUCCGUAAUAAGCAACGGAAGAUUCUUCGAGGAAUCCGAAAGAAACGCAAUCGGCCAACUGACUUUUUCAUUGAAUCGAGAUCAGGAGAAUCCGAAGACAGAUCUCUUCCCAAACAAAAAGCCCGCAAUGGAUCUUAGUACACAUUUAAUCGACGAUUCUUUUGCGACGAAUGACAGAGUACUCUUCAAGGAAUCCAAGAGAAAUGCGAUCAACACGAGGGAUUAUGAAAUAUGUCUUGAGAAAAGAUUAGAAAUGCAUGAUCCUUUAUUAAAUAAGAAGCAAGACGAUGAGGAAGUCUUCGAGCAACCAAAAAGAAACGCGAUCAAUAACAUGAAAUAUAUUAAGAUGCUGGAGGAAGGAUACAAAACUUUGAGAGAAUCGUUGACGUUAAAUCAACGAUCGAAUCCUGACAUUUCUGAACGGGAAAAUGACCAUUGGGUGAAGCGAUACGACAAGAUCAGAAUCGAGAGCGAGAAGAGAAGACCCGCUAGUCGUCUCGCCAAGAUAAUAAUACAACGUAAAUAUCAUCCCGCUGAUUUCCGGUCUCUGGUGUCUCCGUUUUCCGAUCUCUCGCCGGAAUCGGGUUUUUACGAAGGAAAUUUGUCCAACUUGAGUCCAGAAUGUGGUCGAACGAAACCACACUUGCUCCCUAGGAACAGGUUUGAGGAUGUUGAUGAAGUAAAAGGAGAUAGCAGCUCAUCGGAGAACAACUUAUCUCAAAAGAGUGUGUUUGGUGACGUCCGUAUCCCGGAAGAGUGUGUUCAAGUGCCAAUUGUCGCGGUAUCCAGACACGUAUGUGACAAUAUUCAGAUUGUUGAUGAGAGUAGGACUUCUUCGCGUAGCAAUCUCUCUCGAAAGCGCUUCAUCAAUGAAGAUGACAUUUCAGUGAAGUGCGCCAAAAGUCGAAUUAUCGAUAUAUCUUCUCAUACGGGCAACAGCAUCGAAAAUGUCGCUGAGAAUAGAGCUUCUUCGGAUAGUAAUCUGUCUCAUAAGCACUUUUUUGAUGAAGACCACAGCACAUUGAAGUAUAUCGAAGUUCCGUUUAAUUAUAUAGACAACAGUAUCCAUGAUAUUAAGCAUAGGGUUUCUUCGGAUAGCGAUUUGUCUUCCAAACGCUUCGUUGAUGACGAUAACAAUCUAGAAGAGCGGCUUGAAGAUCUGGACACUCGUUUAAGCAAAAACGACCAACGUUUUGUUGAGAACGACAGCGACGUAAUAAAAUGUGCCAAUGUUGCAGUCUCGGGAGAAAGAAUUACUUGUACGGAUAACGACUUGCAGCACAUUAAUGAAACGAUGACGAAACGUAGCUUCUCAAAUGUAUCUAGAAAAUUGUUUAACGAUUUUGACGACUCGAACGAGCAAAAUUGUUACUUGAUGUUAGCUAAGACGAAUCAUAAAUUGUAGGUAAGCGGCGAAAUAUUGAGUUUUGAAUGUUUCCUCUUUUAUUUUCUUGUUUCCUUUUUUUUAUUUUAAGAAAAUGAUAUUAAUUUUUGAAGAAAUGAUAUUAAUUAAAUUAUAUUAGACGUGUGUGUGAUUCAUGCAAAUGAUAUUAAUACCAUAUGAUUUUCAAGACGUAUAUUGAUGAAAACGCGCUUCUUUCUCUUUAUCGAAAUUACUCAGUCGAAUAUAUAUUGCAGAGUAUUUAUUAUUAUUGUUACAGCACCAAUGUAUUAUAUCCGAAUAAUACAUUUGUGUUAAUGGUAUGAUUAAUUUAACGAUUUAUUAUGUUAAUUUAUAUGUUAUAUUGAGAAUGUUAUAGAAAUAAAAUGACUUGCGAAUACGAAAUCCAACAUAAUCGAUCGAGACACUAUUUAUAUAAUAAAGAUACAACACGAGAAAUUA
Odontomachus brunneus is the source of this 5078-nucleotide messenger RNA. RefSeq lists its product as uncharacterized. The transcript has 5 exons. NCBI's taxonomy places the organism in Eukaryota, Metazoa, Arthropoda, Insecta, Hymenoptera, Formicidae. Gene Ontology annotation, molecular function: inward rectifier potassium channel activity. The record is from RefSeq and is a predicted model, not a curated record. Gene Ontology annotation, cellular component: plasma membrane. Gene Ontology annotation, biological process: regulation of monoatomic ion transmembrane transport; potassium ion import across plasma membrane. Bases 1290 to 4640 code for a protein of 1116 amino acids.